GUUUUUGAGAGUCACAUGUCCCGAGUUGGAAGAGGUGGAUUCCAGUGCUUCUGAUGUAAUUCCCUCUUUCUUUGUUGAGCUCAUCACAGUAAAGCGAUCUCUGCUUCAGAACAUCAGUCCGUUGCUGAUCGUCACAAACAGCUUCUGAAGGUUUAAGUGUAAACAAGUCAACUCAACCCCGCAGAAGUUGCGUCCCUAUAUUUUCACAGAAUGAAUACUAAUAGCAAACUCGAGACUGAAGAACUGCUUACUUGUCUUCAUAUCCAUCUCUUCCACCCUAACCAAGCCAGCCUUCCACUCUUCCGCAACCUGCCCCUAAAUCAGCAGUACAGAAUGGACGCUGAAGAUCCACUCAGGCUUGGCCGUGAUGGACAGACCUGCAUCUUCGCCCUAAAUGACACCUCUGUCUCUAGAAAACAGCUCUCCAUUCAGGCGUAUAAGAAAGCUGGCAGCCCGUUCUUGAGCUUCAUGAUCCAGAACUUGAGCCAGAAGGUCAAGCUCAUGGUCGGUGGGUCUGAACUGAGAUACCUAGAAAGAGCUGAGCUUGAUGAUAAGGUGCUCUGCCGCUUUGGGAGAUAUGAACUGCUGAUUUGGCAGGAACCAGGAGAUUCCGAGAAUAAAUUUGAGGUCCUGUUUGAAACAUGCAAUGCACCCCCUUCACAGGAAGUGGGCAUAGAUGUGCUAUGCAGACCACCUAUUAUAGAUACCGGCAUGCCAUGGAGAAACUUUGAGAAUGGAUCACCUGUGAGCCAAGAGCCGCUGGAGUCAGAUGAGACAGUUGUUUUAGUAUAGAUAUUUUUCGGACAUUACUCUGCAAGAAAGCAGACAUGGAUUCAGAAUAAGCAUUUAGUUAUUAUUACAGACACUCUGUUAUUAAAGCAGUCAGCACAUCUUGUAAGUAACAGAAUGAGUUCUAAAUCUAUGCUGCAAACACUGUUAUGAUUUCUUCUGCAAUGCCACCGAACCAGUUGUGUUGCCUAUACUGUGUCUUUGUGUUCCUCCGUUUGUAGAGAUAUUUUAUUACGUAUUUUGCUGAAUUUUAUUGGAAUUAUUGUCUAACACUUGCUUAAAAGGUGCUUUGUGUCUUCUCUUCAUUAUUGUAUGUGUUCAUUGCAUAAGUGCUUUUAGCUUUUAGUGUUUUUAUAAUAUUUUUUAUUGCAUUGUAUUGUUUUGUAUUGACUGUUACUUGAUAAAAUGUGAAAUUGCUAGGAUAGAAGGGUUAUUCAUAUACUUUUAUUAUAUAAAAUAUAAUGAAGUAAACAUUAUUUGAAAAGG
Molecule: messenger RNA, 1275 nt
Organism: Cyprinus carpio (common carp)
Lineage: Eukaryota; Metazoa; Chordata; Actinopteri; Cypriniformes; Cyprinidae
Product: TRAF-interacting protein with FHA domain-containing protein A-like
Biological process (GO): canonical NF-kappaB signal transduction
Molecular function (GO): protein binding
Source: RefSeq, a predicted model, not a curated record